Messenger RNA from Cajanus cajan (pigeon pea), 1654 nucleotides. RefSeq names its product xylogalacturonan beta-1,3-xylosyltransferase. Lineage: Eukaryota; Viridiplantae; Streptophyta; Magnoliopsida; Fabales; Fabaceae. The record is from RefSeq and is a predicted model, not a curated record. Gene Ontology annotation, molecular function: glycosyltransferase activity.
UAUUUAUGGACAGGAACAGGUUGAAAGAACAAGGCAAAGGGUGCAAAUGCAAUGGAAUGGUUGAGAGUUGAGAUGCCCCGUUUCUGCAUUUUAAUUUAUUUCCCCCUCUUCUUUUUUCUCACUUUCUUCAUCUUUUUUCCCUCCAAGGAAAUUACCCACUACCCUCCUCCUUUCCUUAUUUCCACUAUCAAAGAAAACCACACAAAUAUAACCUCUCCCUCACCACCUCAACAAUUUUCCAACUUUACUUCUGCAGAUCAAACCUACAAUCUUAAUAACACUGUUUUAAGUCCCUCUAUAAAGAAAUUCCCUAGUUUGGAGAAACUAGAAGAAGGUUUAGCACGAGCACGAGCCUCAAUUCAUGAAUCUACACGAUCAAGGAACUAUACUUCACCCAAGAGAGAAAAUUUUGUCCCCAAAACAUCCAUUUACUGGAACCCUCGUGUGUUUCAUCAGAGCCACGAAGAGAUGUUGAAGAGAUUGAAGGUGUGGGUUUAUGAAGAGGGAGAGCAACCAUUAGUGCAUGAUGGACCCGUAAAUGAUAUAUACGCCAUUGAAGGGCAAUUUAUGGAUGAAAUGAAUAAUUAUGAUAAGUGGGGCCACUUCAGGGCUAGACAUCCUAAUCAGGCACACGUUUUUUUCAUUCCCUUUAGUAUAGCUAACGUUGUUCACUUUGUUUACAAGCCUAUUCGAAAGCAUUCAGACUAUGAACCUAUUCGCUUGCAACGCUUGGUGGAAGAUUAUAUUAGAGUUAUUGCAUACAAGUAUCCUUAUUGGAAUAGAACUGAAGGUGCAGACCAUUUUUUACUAUCAUGUCAUGAUUGGGGUCCGAAAGUUUCGUAUGGCAAUCCUAUACUCUUUAAGAGCUUUAUGAGGGUACUUUGCAAUGCUAAUACUUCUGAAGGAUUCAAACCUAACAAAGAUGUGUCUAUCCCCGAAGUUUAUUUGCCGAAAGGAAAGCUAGGUCCACCCAAUCUAGGACAACAUCCAAACGACCGCACCAUUUUAGCUUUCUUUGCUGGAAGAGAACAUGGUGAAAUUCGAAAAAUAUUGCUGAAUCAUUGGAAGAACAAAGAUAAUGAUGUCCAAGUUUAUGAAAAUCUUCCAAAGGGUAAAGACUACACCAAAUUAAUGGGACAAAGCAAGUUUUGCUUGUGCCCCAGUGGGUAUGAAGUUGCAAGUCCUAGAGUGGUGGAAGCGAUUCAUGCGGGGUGUGUGCCCGUCAUAAUUUCUAGUAAUUACUCUCUACCCUUUACUGAUGUGUUGAAUUGGAGUCAAUUUUCAGUGGAGAUUCCUGUGGAGAAAAUACCAGAAAUCAAGACUAUAUUGCAAAGUGUUUCGAAGAAGAAGUAUUUGAAAUUGCACAUGAAUGUUUUGAGAGUUCGAAGGCAUUUUAUGAUUAAUCGACCAGCAAAACCAUUCGACUUGAUGCAUAUGAUACUUCACUCAAUCUGGAUAAGAAGGCUAAACCUUAACUUUAUUGGUUCAAAAUAAAUUCUUUUUUUUUUUCCUCAUAGCUAGUUGUAUUUUUAUCGUAAACACCAAAUGGUAAUUACAAAUAUGUUGGUGUUUCAUCUGAUUUAAAAGAUUAGCUCACCAAUUUAGUUCUAAAAUUGUAAGGUCGGUUAAAUUAGUUUUGAAAUUAAUAGAAUUG